Molecule: messenger RNA, 1341 nt
Organism: Symbiodinium sp. CCMP2592
Lineage: Eukaryota; Dinophyceae; Suessiales; Symbiodiniaceae
Source: the annotation of a GenBank genome assembly
AUGCUCGCACGUGCCCAUGUGUCCAUGCUUAUCACAACAUUACAUAUGCCCGGUUCAAGCAUGCUCCGGCCUGUUUUAUGUUGGCAGUUUGCCACUGCAUGGUCCAGCCAGCAGCUCUGGGGACAUCGACCGCACGCCGCUCUCAAAUUCUUCGGCCCCUUGCAACAGGGAUCCUUCAGCUGCUUUGACGGAUCUGCGGUUCUUGAAAGCGAUGCUGUAAAUGACGACUUCUGUGAUUGUGCAGACGGAUCCGAUGAACCUGGAACAUCUGCCUGUGCUGGUGUCGGUCUUUUCUACUGCCGUAAUGCAGAGUCCAUUCCAAAGUUGAUCUACUCGUCGCAUGUUGCAGACGGCAUCUGCGAUUGUUGUGACGGAUCCGACGAGUGGUGGUCUUCAAGUUGCCCAAACACCUGCAGCCUUGAGGGGCCUGCACUUCGAGCUCAGCAGCAGGCACUGAGAGCAGAUCGCCAGCGGGGCCGAGAACUUCGUCGAAGCGGCGAAGCGGAGGCCUUGAAGCAGGUUGCCAAAUGGCGAGAGGAACAGGAAGGUUUGAAGCAGCUGCUCGCCAGCGCGGCCAGCGCCAGCGCCAAGCAACCAGCAGUGGACACUGUGGCCUCUCAGCCCGGAGGACAGCCGGGAACAAGCGGAAGUCCGGCGGUCUCUGAAUAUGCGCGGUGGGCUCUACAAGCUGUCCCGCAGCGGGUCCCCGAGCACAGCUCAGUCGAGUGCUGGGUGGGAGAGUUUGCAAAUGCAAAGGAGGUCUGCUGCGACAGGAGUCAGGGACCCCUCGGAAGGUCGCAUUGCUGGGACAGCAUUUAUACCUUCGCGGCAUGCUGUGGAGAAUCUGGAAGUUCCGAUGGUGCACAGCGUGUACACGAGCAAGAUGCGGAAGAGGUAGCGAGGCAAUCUCGGAAAGUAAAAGGUAGGCUCUUUACCAUCGAAAGGAAGCUUGCGGCGGUGGAGAGUGGCCUUCGAUGGUUCUCCUUGAUAGAACAAUGCGUCGAGAGACGGUUCUUGGGCAAGGACUUCAAGCUCUGCUUCUUCCAAGAUGUGCGACAGGGAUCCGUCCACGUUGGCAGUUUCGAUGGCUGGGAGGGCAAGGCCAUGUUGUACACUGGAGGCCAGCGGUGUCCAGCUGGUCCUGCACGUUCCAUGAAAGUCUGGCUGACUUGCGCUGGAGAAGUGGGGUUGCUGGAUGUUUCAGAGGUCUCGCUUUGCACCUACGAGGCCGUCGCGACAGCGCCUGGUGCUUGUGAGGUGGACCUCGAACCAGAGGAUGACGAACUGGUUCUCAUGCCACAUGAUGAGUUCCGAGAGGUUAGCUUGUUGCCCAAGGGAUGA